AUGACGGCAUGGGUCUCACGAGUUGUUGACGGCAGUGGCUUGACUGACGAAGAACGAGGUGUACGAGCCGCUUUUCUUGUUGAUGGUAUCGUCUAUGCACUCGUGGGAUGCAUAGCAGGCGUCCAGUUCGUGCGUAAUUGCUGUCGUUAUCGUCCCUGGACCGUUCAAAAGAUGAUUCACGUACUCAUGUUCUUUGCUACACUUGUUCGGUCGAUUUUUCUGACGUUGGUGGGUUUCGAUUGGUGCGAUGGUUUGUCUGGAGAAGUGAAGGAGUCUAAAUGCUCUAGAGCUGAGCGAGACUUGUUUUACGUCUUGGAUCAAGUACCUAUUUUGGCUUUCUUUGCAAUUUAUGCAUUGCUGGUUCAAUUUUGGGCAGAGGUUUACUACAAUGCAGUUGACAAGCUACUGACGUUGACAGGAAUUGUUAAGCCGGCCAUUCGAUACUUUAUUGUGGUUGUGCUGCUAAUUCAAGUAUUGUUUUGGGUAUUCUACGCGUCGGUGUGGCGAAACGAGCAUGCAUUCUUUACGAGAUCACAAGCUAUUUUGAACAUGGAGAUCUUUCUGAUUAUCGCCACUGGUUUCAUCUACUUUGGAAGGAAGGCUUACAUUGAAUUACGAUCGGUGCCAGUCGAACGGGAAAUUCGGUCAAGGAAGCUGAGAGAGUUGGCGAUUAUGACACCGGUCGGCACGUCCUGCUUCAUGACUCGUUGCGCGCUACAAAUCUUCUUGUCCACAGAGAAAAGGCAGCUACACGACCACAGCACUUGGUUUGUUGUGGUAGUGUUCUAUGCUCUCCUGGAAAUUAUUCCAGCGCUGUCGGUGCUGUAUUUUAAUCGCCGGCUCCCUCGCCGUCGAACACCAGGUGGUUUGUCCGCAACUUCGAGGCCCAUUCGAGGUCGUGGUGUCUUUUUUGGCAAGGUUAUGGGCGCUGACAGUGCUUUUGAUGCAAAUGAUCCGUUGAGGGAGAGUUUGCUUCGCGGAUAA
This is a messenger RNA of Peronospora farinosa, 984 nucleotides long. NCBI's taxonomy places the organism in Eukaryota, Oomycota, Peronosporomycetes, Peronosporales, Peronosporaceae. The record is from the annotation of a GenBank genome assembly.